Messenger RNA from Sesamum indicum (sesame), 1936 nucleotides. Its product is annotated as serine/threonine-protein phosphatase PP1 isozyme 2. Lineage: Eukaryota; Viridiplantae; Streptophyta; Magnoliopsida; Lamiales; Pedaliaceae. Gene Ontology annotation, cellular component: cytoplasm; nucleus. The record is from RefSeq and is a predicted model, not a curated record. Gene Ontology annotation, molecular function: protein serine/threonine phosphatase activity.
UCCAAGAAAUUUGAUAUAGGGUUGAAUAUUCAUUGGAACCCUAGAAUUUGAAUUCAACCAUUCGAAUUGUCACUUGGCAUAAGCACACAGCUCAUAGAAUGGAGAAGAGAACAACGGAGCCUAAGUCCCUCAAGAAAGGGGGAGGACGUCCUGUCCAAAAAUCUCCAUCCACAGUAGCAUAGAUAGCCCCAAGAGGGCGGUGGGUUCAUCGACUCCGACGAUUCUCUUCUAGUUUUGUCGAUAUUGUUGCCAUCAAAUCCGAUCAUUCGUGGCUAUAAAUCGAUAUAUUCCUACUCUUUACAUGACGUAUAGGCCUCCCACGGCACCGGAGUUGCAGCCCGAAAUUCCUCAGAGCCUCAACAUCUUUUUUCAAUUCGUGCCCAAAUCGAUAUUUGCUAUAUUAUCCAUACAUUAUUUUCUUCUUUCUUGUUUACGCUGACAACGGAUUGAAACCCUGAAAAAUUUGGAAUUUUUGGUUUUAAUAAUUGUUUUUGGGAAAUCUAGGGUUUGCUAUUUGUCAGUGAACUUUAAAGGUUGAUAUCACAAGAGACGGAUAGAGAUGGCGGCCAAUGGGCAGGGGAUAGAGCCUGCCGUCUUAGAUGACAUUAUCAAUCGCUUGUUGGAGUUUCGGAAUGCGAGGACUGUGCGCCAGGUACAGCUCUCCGAUAAUGAAAUCCGCGCUCUCUGUACGACGGCGCGUGAAAUCUUCCUGUCCCAGCCCAAUCUCCUCGAGCUCGAGGCCCCUAUCAAGAUCUGCGGUGACAUUCAUGGGCAAUAUGGGGAUCUUCUAAGGCUUUUUGAAUAUGGGGGAUUUCCUCCGGAGGCCAAUUAUCUAUUCUUGGGGGACUAUGUAGACCGCGGCAAACAGAGUUUAGAAACAAUAUGCCUUCUUCUUGCCUACAAAAUCAAAUACCCUGAGAAUUUUUUCCUCUUAAGAGGGAAUCAUGAAUGCGCUUCUAUUAAUAGGAUAUAUGGAUUCUAUGAUGAGUGUAAACGCCGUUUCAAUGUGAGGCUCUGGAAAGUUUUCACUGACUGUUUUAACUGCCUUCCUGUGGCAGCUCUUAUAGAUGAUAAGAUACUCUGCAUGCACGGUGGUCUUUCUCCUGAUCUAACAAACUUGGAUCAAAUAAGAAAUUUACCUCGUCCAACAGAUAUUCCUGACACUGGUCUGCUUUGUGAUUUACUUUGGUCUGACCCUAGUAGAGAAAUUAAAGGUUGGGGGAUGAAUGACAGGGGAGUCUCGUACACUUUUGGUCCAGAUAAGGUGGCUGAAUUUCUCAUGCAGCAUGAUAUGGACCUUGUUUGUCGUGCUCAUCAGGUUGUAGAAGAUGGAUAUGAAUUUUUUGCUGAAAGGCAGCUUGUUACAAUAUUUUCAGCUCCUAACUAUUGCGGCGAAUUUGAUAAUGCUGGUGCUAUGAUGAGUGUUGACGAGAGUUUGAUGUGCUCAUUUCAGAUCCUGAAACCAACGGAUAGAAAACGGUUCUUGUGAAGCAAGUUUUGGUAACUGUCUCCCAACUUCUCUAGGAAUUUCCAGAAUGUACUGGCUUCUUGAUUUUGUAGAACCUGGCAACAUGAAUGUGAUACUAUGGUAUUACGCGAUGGGAAUGAAUUAGAAUCUUGUUCAAGUGUUGGUUCCUCCUGCGGAAACCCUGAAAGCUUCGGAGGCAACGUUUGCUCAACUGGUUCAAAGUGCUGUAUUUCUUUUCAAAAAGAAUUUCAUUUUAUAUCUUUCUUGACGCAAUUUAUGAUUGAUUGUGUAAAUACACUUUGUUUGUAAAUUGCGGUGCAAUUGUAGUGUUCCGAUUUUCGCAAAGUUGCCUCCUCUUGAACACUGUUCUGAUGAAUCCCCAAAACUGUAACAUUCGACGUAAUGUACUAUAACUAUUUUCGCAGAAUGGUCUGCUAUCAGAGUCGGAUAGGAAUUUGAUUGAAGCUA